AUGCAUGACAAAAUGACUGACAGGAAUCUAAUCGACCGGUUCAUACACUACGAUGUAGUGAUACCGCGUUCGUGGUUGAUAUUUUUCAGGGGUGAAAUCCAUGACUUAAUGAAUGAAUUACGUCUACAAUUAGUUGAGAUAACUUUUGAUGGGAUAGGUAUGACCGACAUGCAGAUUCUUAUGAUUAAUAAUGAACGGGCUAGGCUGUACUUGCGUCAUGAUAUUGAAGUCUGGUGGUUCCGAUUGUUCGUCGUGGACAGUAUCACGGAUCCACGUUAUUAUACUCUUGACAAUUAUGGUGUCAAUUUAUUUCUCAACAUGAGUGAUUGUGAUCAAGAGUAUAAUUUUAACAUUCAAGCAAUACCACCGGCACCUUCACCACCAUCAUUACCAACACCUCCAGCAUUGUUAAGCCAAGUAGCGACCGUUAGCACAUAUUAUUGA
Molecule: messenger RNA, 444 nt
Organism: Cotesia congregata
Lineage: Eukaryota; Metazoa; Arthropoda; Insecta; Hymenoptera; Braconidae
Source: the annotation of a GenBank genome assembly